Dendronephthya gigantea is the source of this 2575-nucleotide messenger RNA. RefSeq lists its product as uncharacterized. The coding region runs from base 8 to 2575 and encodes 855 amino acids. NCBI's taxonomy places the organism in Eukaryota, Metazoa, Cnidaria, Anthozoa, Malacalcyonacea, Nephtheidae. The transcript is spliced from 4 exons. The record is from RefSeq and is a predicted model, not a curated record. Gene Ontology annotation, cellular component: nucleus. Gene Ontology annotation, molecular function: zinc ion binding.
UCGAGCGAUGGCAAGCAAAGACACGCCGAAAAAGCUCUACGCGAAAAAAACCGAGGCAAAUAUUUCACGUUGCAGACUUUGUUAUUGUGUUACUGACCCGAAGCACAGUAAAAAUUUGUUUCGAAGUCAGAAUCUGAUAACUUUGCGCAAUGCGGAGACAGUAUAUGGUAGUGAAUUGCCACAUGGAAACGACCUUCCUCGUCAAAUUUGUUCUGCCUGUGAAAGAAGGCUGAACAAUGCGAUAAAGUUAAGGGAUAUCAUCAUUGAGACUCAACAGAAACUACAGGAGAAUGUUCGAGCAAAACGAUGUGUGGAAGUUUCUCCUUCUGUUAUCCCCUCAGCUAAAGUGCGCACAGCUGGGACUUCACGGCGACGAAGUAUUGACUUCGGUAAUGUUGCUGCCGAAAAAUCUCCAAAUGUCGAUGCCUCAGAAGUUCUUAUUGAGGCAAACAAGGAACUGAUUGAAGUGGCAAGAAGAAGUGAUGAAUCUGUCCUCAGGCAACGGAAUUAUUAUGGUUUAUCUUGUGAGGAUUGGAUGUCUGAUGUUGUAAAGGAGAUGGCCACCAGAUGUCCAACAGUGCAUAAAUUCCUCUGUGGUCUGUUGGAAAGCAGCAUCUAUCCAGCAAAGAAGAACCCUGCAAUUUGCUUGAUAUAUGGCAUUGUGAUGUUUUUACGAUGCCAUGAAUUGAGCAGAAUUCAAAGGAUCAAUUCUGUUUUAUUAAUCGAAGGUCAAGCAUCUGUAAAUCUGAUUUCCCGUUUAAACAAGUAUGGUCUGUGCCUUGAGCCUAUGAAGAAAUACCCAAUUCUAGAAGACAUUGGAAAGAGUUUUAUAGAUCAUGCAGCAGAGUUGGUGAAGUCUGGACAUAAAUUUGUGUAUGUGUUAGACAACAUUGACUGGGAGGAGAAGGCCCAUGACAUGAGGCAGAAUGUGCAAAACAGGAGUGUUCAUGCUGUGGCAACAAGUAUUGUAUUUAAUCGAGUUUCUGAUGAAGGAUUGCCCGAUUCUGGUCCACAGCAAAGUCUUAAAGAUUGCAAUGUCCACCAGCUGGUGAAUAUCAAUCGACUGGAAUCUGAGGCAAUCAGAAGCAGAUAUAGAAUACUUGUUGCCAGGCUUUUGUUUGAACAUUUUCCUGCUUUUGCAAUAUUCAAGCCAUAUAUACCUGGAGCCACUGAUUGCCAACAAACCAAGAAUAUGUCAGCCAAGUCAGAAGUUGUGACAAUGCCCAUCUUAAUGAAAGAUGAAAAGAAAUAUUCAGAAUGUGUGGAUGUAUUGGAUCAGCUUGAGAAGUGGACGGAAGAAAUAUAUGCAGCUGCUGGGCUAUGUUCCCCCUCAGAACCUGAUGAUGCCGCACCAAGCAUUGGGACCACAUCCAGACCUGAUCAACCAGCCUCACACGUACCACCUGCUACAACUGAUGAUGAUCCUUUACAUGGUGUAAAAAUACCUUGCUUUGGUGAUCAACUCACUCGAGUCAGAUUUGCUGGGGCAAAGGAUCUUAGAGCUGGAUGCCAUUCAGCUAAACAGAGACUGGAUCAUCUAUAUCCGUUUUGUAUUGUCGACUGGCACACCAAAAGAAGUUUUUUGAAGACAGUGUUCAAGAGACUUUACAAGAACUCCGGGAGAGAGAAAGGAACGCUGCGAUUCUUUAGAGAGAAGCUGAACCGACGAAAUGUCACUGUCGACGUAAAGCACUAUGAGGACUGUGAGCAGCUGUUUUACAGUGUUGGUAAGUGUUUUGUGAUUGAGGCCCUUUUGGAAUUUUUCCAAAUGGACGACACAAAACACAAGCCAGCAGCAAACGGUCCUCAUAGUGUUCAUGUAUUGCAAGAAGAAUACAGAAAGAGCUAUAUUGUCCAGGUGCUUGACAAAUUUAUUGAUGAGUUUCUUUUCAUUGAUGAUGAGGAUGUGUAUGAUGAAGAUGAAGAUGGAGACAACAUUGAAGAUGAUGGUGUUUGGAGCUAUGGAAUCAACAUCAUAAAGUGUUUUAUGCUCCUUAAUGAUUUCAAGGAUGCUGUAUCCUCAGGCAAUGGUGAACACCUCCUAAUCCUGCGAAAACAACUGCUGGUUCACUUUUUUGCAACAUCAGGAUUUAAUGAGUUCGCUAUUGAAAUGCUCAUCAAUAUCCUACAGUCCAAAGUGUUGCUCUCAACCGUCGAAGCUCAUCGCUGUAAAUGGGCUGCUACAGUGAAUUGGAAAGGUGGUGCUGGCAAAAAUAUUGAAAUUGAUCUCUUCCAAGAAAACAGGAACUGUGAGAUGAAGAAGUUGAUUCGUGCAAUGGGUGCCAACAAGACUGACAAGGCAAUAAGCAGAGCAAGUAAAGCAUCAGGAGGAGUAACAAAAAUAGUGGAGGCAUUUGAACAUCAAGUGAACAUUCAUCCGAAGUCAACCACUCACUCACACAAAUCCGCAACUGAUGACGAAAAAAUUAUAAGCAGAGACAUAAGAGUCUUGAAGCCUUUCAAGAAGGAUGGAAGAUCAUUUGAGUCUUUUCCAAAUAUUUCAUGUAAUCCCACCCAAGCAUUAGCAAGGAUAAGUUUACAACAUGGAUUGAUAGGCACAAGAAAAAUAUUUUAA